Molecule: messenger RNA, 6070 nt
Organism: Salmo salar (Atlantic salmon)
Lineage: Eukaryota; Metazoa; Chordata; Actinopteri; Salmoniformes; Salmonidae
Biological process (GO): intracellular calcium ion homeostasis; activation of store-operated calcium channel activity; store-operated calcium entry
Cellular component (GO): endoplasmic reticulum; plasma membrane
Molecular function (GO): calcium channel regulator activity; protein binding; calcium ion binding
Source: RefSeq, a predicted model, not a curated record
CUAACGAGAGAGAGACGUCCUCGUCCGCUUGCUGUGUUCAUCAGUGGGUUUGUGAAGAAUGCAGCCCUUUACAAGUAUUUCUAACUGCAUCAAAUAGCCUACUGUGUCUGAUAUAGACGUCAUCAGAGAAGGCCUUUUAACAGGUGUCCAAACACUGGUUAAUCCCAUCCACAUGACCUUCAGGUCUGGGGAAACAUGCAUAAACAGUCGGGAAUUCGCCUUGACGCACGCAUACACGCGUGCACAAACGGAUCCAAUGGACACGCAGUCAAGGGAUGACCGGAAAAAAUGUGUUUCUGAGUGUUUGUGCAAGCUGCUGGGACUCGGGAGGGACAACUAGCCUUAGUGUCAUUUAAUCUCUCUCUGUGUGUGUGACAGUUUCUCGCAAGAUCGUCACGACGGGAGAGCAAGAGAAAAUAUAUAUAUGGAAAACUGGAGAGAGUUGACAUGUCUAUAAAGAGUUAUAGUAUAUGACUGCAGUAUUUGACAGGAUAUUGAACUGCGAUCAAAGAACUUUCAGUGCACUUUGGAACUGUAUUUAGAACUUUGGAACUGUAUUUGGAAUUUUGGAACUGUAUUCGGAACUUUGGAACUGUAUUUGGAAUUUUGGAACUGUAUUCGGAACUUUGGAACUGGAUUUGGAAUUUUGGAACGCUCGACUUUUGAUCUCCAUAAUCCCGAUCAAAUUCAACCCGUGGAUUUAAUUUGUGUAGAGAGCGCUUCGGUCUCACUCAGAUUUCCUUGCUGUCGAAGUUUCUAUUGGAUUUUCUUAUUGGAUAUAAUAAUCUUGGAUUCAAACCAUUCUUUUUUUGUAACCCAUGAUAAGGAUUAAAAUAAUUCGAACCCUUUCUGGAGUUUUAAUGUAACGGAUGAGUUGUUUUAUAAUGUUAUCGAAUAUUUCACCAUACCCCCUUGGUUAGUUUCUCCACCCGAACCCAAUCAUUAGCGUCACAUCUCUGAAUAACGGUUCGGUUAAUAGCUCAAUCUGAUCGCGUAACACUUGCGCACGGUGGUGCAUGUGAGUGUUGGCAGUUGACAUCGUUAACCAACCGGGUUUGUGUAGCCUACAUCUGUUUUUGUGGAUCUUCUCCCGGUUCUCUCGCUCCCACCGGGGUGAGAGUUUCUCUUAACCCCAUGAUGUUGCUCCUUUCCCCGGUUCUCCUCCUUCUGCUCCGCGGGGUCUUAUUCGAGGCUUCGCAGAGCAUCAUCCAGGACAGCGGCUACUAUCACCACAAUGACCCGGAACUCGGACUCACCUUUGCCGGCCAAAGAACGGUGUUGGACUCGACAGACCCAUGCCUGGUGGUGUCACCUCCCUGUAUGAACGAGGCAGACCGAUACAGUCUGGAGGGUCUGAGGAACAUCCACAGAGAGAUGGAUGACGACCAGGAUGGAGGGAUAGAGGUGGAGGAGAGCGUGGAGUUCAUCAUCGAGGACAUGAAGCAGCAGCAGACCAACAAACACAGCAAUCUUCACAGAGAGGACCAACACAUCACCAUAGAAGAACUAUGGAGGGGCUGGAAGUUCUCAGAAGUCCAUAACUGGACUCAGGAUGAGGUGUUGAGGUGGCUCAGGGAGUUUGUAGAGCUGCCUCAGUACGAGAAGAACUUUAAAGACUUCAGAGUCAACGGCAACACCCUCCCCAGGAUAGCAGCCAAUGAGCCGUCGUUCCUGAGUGGCCAGCUGAAGAUCCUGGACCAGAGAGACAAACAGAAACUCAACAUCAAGGCUCUGGACGUGGUGCUGUUUGGUGCUCCUAUACGCCCACCCCAUAACUACAUGAAGGACUUGUUGCUGCUAGUUUCUGUGAUGAUGGGUGUAGGAGGCUGCUGGUUCUCCCAGGUGCAGAACAAAGCUUCUAAAGUUCACAUCUCCAAGAUGAUGAAGGACCUGGAGAGUCUGCAGAGUGCUGAGCUCAGCCUCAGAGAACUACAGGAACAGCUGGAGCAGGCCCAGGAGGAGAAGCGUAACGUGGCGGAGGAGAAACAGAACCUGGAGGAGAAGAUGAGGGAUGAGAUCAUGGGAGCCCAGGAGGAGGCACACAGACUCCAUCAGCUGAGAGCUGGAGCCGUCAGUCAACUGAGCAGACUGAGAUAUGCAGAGGAGGAGCUGGAGCAGGUUCGGGGAGCAUUAAAGAAGGCAGAGAAGGACAUGAUGGCUUACUGGUCUGUCCCGGAGGCCCUACAGCUCUGGCUACAGCUGACCCAUGAGGUGGAGGUCCAGUACUACAACAUCAAGAAACACAGUGCUGAGCUGCAGCUGAACGUAGCCAAGGAAGAGGCAGAGAAGAUCAAGAAGAAGAGGAGUUCCCUCAUGGGGACCUUCCACGUGGCUCACAGCUCCUCACUGGAUGAUGUUGACACCAAGAUCCUGGAGGCCAAGAACGCCCUAUCAGAAGUCACGGCCUGCCUACGGGAGCGUCUCCACCGCUGGCAACAGAUAGAGCGUCUGUGUGGUUUCCCUCUCCUCAGGAACUCUGGCCUGGCCAGCCUGACAGCCACGCUGUAUUCAGACUCUAACUGGGUGGCAAUGCCCAGGGUGUCUGUUCCCACCUUCCCUUCCUGUCAUGAAACAAUACAAGGCUCUCUGGAGGAUCUGAUGGAAGACCCCUCAGCACCCAUCUUAGUUCCAUCAAUGAAGCGCUCCCCUCGCUCUCGUGGAUCUACCUCCACCGUGUGUCGUCAACGGCGUUCUGGACACGCCUCCUCUUCCUCUUCCUCAUCCUCCUUCUCCGACCCUGAUAUCCUUAUCCCUAUCCACACCACGCUCCCCUGCUUCGAGGAAGAGGAGCAGAUCUUCAUCAACGCCCAGCGGAGGGGAGAUUCUCAGGUAAUUUAUUCUGACAGGACCCCUCCUGUCAGCAGAAGGUCAUCAGAACCUUCCGGAACAGAAUCCCCCGUUUGUAAGAUAUCUAGUGGAGAACUGGAAGCUUCCUUGGAUGAAGCCACAUUGAAGACAUCAUCUAAAGACGAGCCAGACUCUUCUGCUGUGGACAACACUGCUCCAAGGAAAAUGCAAAGAGGCAAAAGUGAGACUUCCAUGGACCCCCCCGCCGACGCAGCAGCCAAAAAGGUCUUGGGUCGUUCGAUGGACAACGUCUCAAGGAAGUCAUCCAGAGAUGAGUAUCACGAGGUUCCGUUGGAGACUCACGUCUCAAAGAAGAGGUCUCUUCUAUCUACAGACAUGAUCGGUGUGUCUCUGGACACCGGCUCCAGGCAGAUGAUGAGAGAGAGCAGGGGAGAAGUCUCAUUCAACAACACCAUGAGAGGAAGGCCCAGAGAAGAAAUGGUGGCGGCCAUUGGAACCCCAACGAGAAGGAUAUCCCGAGAGGAGGUGGACUUCUUAGCCGACAGCGCUCAGAGGAGGAUGGCGAUGACCAGAGACAAACUGACCCUUCAUCUGGACAGCAACUCUUCUCACAAGAUGCUCAGGAAGAAGAUAGAGUUCCCAGUGGAACCACCAUCUGCCGCCACGAGGAAGAUAUCGAUAGACGAACACCAUGAGAUGUGCUCUCACGCUGGCAGACGAACAAACAGCGAUAAGAUUGACAGAUCCAUAGACACUCCCACUGGGAAGAUCUACCCGGACAGGGUCGACAGUGCCCCGGAAAUCCCCAAACGGAGGAUAUCCAGGGAGGAGUAUGCUGGGUCGUCCCAGUUGGGUCACGGUCCCCAGGUUUUGGAUCGAGGUCAGUUCGGACAACCUGACCUCACAUUGUCUACGCCAUGGAAACAAGCCCAGACCCCUGACCCUUAUACCUCCGACCACCUGACCGAACUGGUGUAUGACGGAAUUCUGGAGAAGUCCUGUAUCACCCCAGCAACGACCCCAGCAACAACCUCUGACCUGCCCCAGAGGAUCACGGAAGGAGGAGAGCGAGAAGGGAAUCCUCCUGUUCCGCCCCCGAGGAGCGGCCGGUCCCUAAACACGUUGCCCCCGGAGAUGAGAGGCGAGAGGCACCAAAAGGACAAAGACAAAAGCACGAAGUCAUCCAAACUCAAGAACCUUUUUAAGAAAAGGAAAGAUCAUACCCCAGAACUGCCACAAGGGGGCCUGAACAAUCUCUGACCGUUAACUGGAAUUUAAACACUUUUUUACGUUAAUUUUUUUAACCAGGAAUUCUCUUGAGGUUAUGAAACUCUUCAUUUUUUUAAAAGAGAGAGAUCUGGAAAGACCUCAGCCAUGAAAAGCUGAGAGGAAACAUGAACAUUAGUCUUAUAGAUUUGAUUUUCUAAAAACCGACACGGAUUCUUGGCUGGGAUUGCAUGUUUGAAAGAAAAAAACAUGAGCAAUAGGCUUGAUAAAUGUUUUUUCAAAGUCAACAAAGACUGAUUUUUGAAACCCAGAAAAAUAGUGUCCUGGCCGAAAAAGCGCAGAUUACUGGGCAACAUCUUAUUUUGGCAAUGGCUAGUCAAUGGGCAGGCACCAAACUCUUGAGUUGACAUGUCAGUCUCUAAGACUGAUCAAACUCAUACUGGACUGAAUACUCUGAAAACAGGAGACAGUGUUUGGUAUAGUUUCGGUAAUAUUUUGGUAAUACAAAGCAGAAUCAAUUAACCAGCUAUCUUUUAAUUCACCAUAGUUAACCAUCUAACUUUGAUAAAUAACCAGAAAUAACUAUUGAUUUUCUGGUUCAUUAAGAAAAGCUAAACUUAGAUAUGUGUGUCUUUGGUUGUUUAGUCAAUUGGACAAUGCCCAUGUCAAGCUUAAAGGUAUAAAAAGCUAUUUUCAUAACGUUUAGGCAAGUUAGCUGGCUAACUCAUUGAUCCUGCUUUUAUAGUAUACCCCUCUGGCCGGAUUUCCUCAGAGGGACAAAGAGGAUGAAGGGUGUAAGAUAACCUAUGGUGCACAAAUGUUGUCUCUGCAAGGAAGUCUUAAUAAGUAGACCAAUGAUGGGUGUCCCGUUUCAGCUUCAUUUGGAAGCAGUGUGAUCCCAUACUAUGUUUGAUCGCCUCCUAUGUUCAGCGUUGGGUGUUUAGAGCUGAGCUAUUUAUUUCUUGACUAGGGAGCAUUUCUUCGGAGCUCUUCUCCUGUACGAUAGAAGCAACUGUAGUUUAUUUGGAUUGGGGAGUGCUGUUCAAUGGUUCCUAGACCUUUUUAUCAGUACAGUCACCGUGCUUUGUUCAAUGGUUCCUAGACCUUUUUAUCAGUGCAGUCACAGUGCUGUUCAAUGGUUCCAAUACCUUUUUAUCAGUGCAGUCACAGUGCUGUUCAAUGGUUCCUAGACCUUUACCUCAGUGCAGUCACAGAGCUUUGCUUGGGGGAGAUUUCUAGUAUGUGUACGGUUGCAACAUUUAGAUAACUUUCCCAAAUUCCCAGGUUUUCCGGUCAGAAGAUUCCCUGGAAUCCUGGUCAGAAGAUUCCCAGAAUCUAGAGGGAAAAUCGAGAAUAUUCCAACCAGGAUUUCUGGAAAACCUGGAAAUUAGUUGAAAAGCAUGUUUUUUUUUAAAUUUAACUAGGCAAGUCAGUUAAGAACAAAUUCUUAUUUACAAUGACGGCCUAGGAACAGUGGGUUAACUGCCAUGUUCAGGGGCAGAACAACAGAUGUUUUACCUUGUCAGCUCGGGGAUUUGAUCAAGCAACCUUUCGGUUAGUGGCCCAACGCUCUAACCACUAGGUUAGACUCUCUAACCACUGUUGCUUUUCGUUUCUUUUAGAACUGAGCUUUGAGAAAGGAUGUGAUUUUUUAAAAACUAAAUUAAUCUAAUUAAAUUAGCUUGUUUUUGAGAAUUGUUCUGUUCUUUUUCUUUGUGGAAGUUCAGUUUUUCUUUUCAAGGUGAUUAAUUUACUGAUUUUAUUUGAAGGUGCCUUUGGGGGGUAGUUUCUCAAUUUUUAUGUAAAAAAAUGUUCAUGACAUCUUUUACUUGUUUGUUAAUUAAAUAUAAUUUAUUUUAUUGACCGUUUUACAGUCUUGGGUGUCUAGGAUAGAGUCAACUAUAUCUAAAGAAAGUCUUGACCAAGUCAAGGUCCUCAGAAACGGACCUGCACUAAAAUACUUUAUUGAAAGGAAACUUUGUAUGCAUUGAUAAUGAUGAAUUUUAAAAUAAAUGUUAACAAAAUUUCGAAUGUA